This is a messenger RNA of Carassius auratus (goldfish), 4679 nucleotides long. RefSeq names its product matrin 3-like 1.1 (gene matr3l1.1). NCBI's taxonomy places the organism in Eukaryota, Metazoa, Chordata, Actinopteri, Cypriniformes, Cyprinidae. The record is from RefSeq and is a predicted model, not a curated record. Gene Ontology annotation, cellular component: nucleus. The transcript has 22 exons. Gene Ontology annotation, molecular function: RNA binding; zinc ion binding. The coding region runs from base 329 to 4375 and encodes 1348 amino acids.
CGAUACAUCCGUCGUCACUUUUAUUUUGAAAGAUCACAUUUCCGGUUUAGACACGGAGACAAGAAGAACGCUUUCACUACAACCGCUAUUUUGCAUCGUUUUGGCGAUCACUUGAUUUAUUCCAGCCUUUAAGGUAAGACUGAUACAGGUGACACCAGUCAUCCGGAUUCACCAGCAGAUCUUCCACCUCAAGCUGAUCUCUUCAAUAUUGUAACAUUUAUACAAGCAGAACAAUUUUUCCUUAUCAACAUUUGACAGGUGAGCAGCAGCUGCCCCUGAAGGAGCUGAUUGUUUUUGAGGUCCUGCACAUAUUUGACAACUUUGGGACAUGUCUUACAAUCAACCAUACCGAAACCCAGCUGAUGAUUACAGCGCAAGCAGUGACAAGUACAAAGACUCGCAACGAAUUUAUCAACGGGAGUCUACCGCUUACAGGUCGCGAAUAAGGAGCGGGUCUCCAUCCUCAUCAGAACCUGUACUCUCGUCUGCUAAGGCUUUGUCUUUUCUGCACAGCUGUGGAUUGGAUGCUGAAGACCUUCAAACUCUUGCCCAGCUUCCUGAGCAUCUCAUCGCAGCCGAUACCCUUCCUGACCUUCUUGCGCAGAUCAAAAGUAAGAAAGCGUCCAACCCUUCUUCAUCUAGGUCCAGCGCGCUCCAAGCCAGUUCGUCAUCUCGCUCCUGGGACGACAGGAGCCACACACAGCUGGUUGAGUAUCCAUUGGAUUUGCCUGCGCGUCAGUCAUAUUCCAUUACUCGAGAGCCAAUUCCAACCUGGGACGACCGCUGGGAAAAUGCCCAACAAACAAGCGCUCCAACAUGCACGUACACCAGUUCUGACUCGAACUACGUGGUUGAAUACAACCAUCUAAAAGACAAACCGUCUUACUUUGACAAAGCGUCUCAUGCCACAGAACCAUCGAGGCAGAAAACAUCCGUCGUCCCGCAGUCUUACUCUAGCCACAGCAGAGACGUUAGUCAAUCCUCGCAUUUGUCCAGCAGAGACGUCAGCCAGUCCUCUCAUCUGUCCACUAGAGAUGCAAGUCAAUCCUCCCAUCGCUCUAGCAGAGAUGUCAGUCAAUCCUCUUAUCUGUCCAAUAGAGACGUCAGUCAGUCCUCGCAUCGCUCUAGCAGAGACGUCAGUCACUCCUCACAUCUGUCUGGGAGAGACAUUGGUCAGACCUCACAUCUGUCCGGAAGAGACAUUGGCCAGUCGUCACACCUGUCCGGAAGAGACAUUGGCCAGUCGUCACAUCUUUCCGGAAGAGACAUGGGCCAGCCCUCAUAUCUGUCCAGUAGAGACAUUGGCCAGCCCUCAUAUCUGUCCAGUAGAGACAUUGGCCAGUCCUCACAUCUGUUUAGCAGAGACACCGCUCCAUCCUCGCUCCUGUCCAACAGAGGCAUCGCUCCACCGAAUCUCCUGUCCAGCAGAGACGUCGGUCUGCCCUCGCUCCUGUCCAUCAGAGACCUUGCUCCACCCUCACACCUGGCCGGCAGUGACAUUGGUCAAUCUUCACACCAACGGAGGACCGAGUCAGCUCCUAGAGUGCCCACCAGGAAGGAGGCGUCAGAUUUCCACGGGAAAGUUCCUCCAGUAUUUCCCUACGCAUGUGUGCUCUGCGAAAUCACUGUCCUCUCUAACAAGGACUGGUCUUUGCAUAUAAAAGGAGCCCAACAUGCUAAUAGUCAACUUAGUCUUGUGGAAAAAUAUCCAGCGUGGGAUCAGACAAUCCAAUCUGCUCGAAGAAAUGAGGUCCUUCCUGAUCGACACACGUCCAGAACAACACAGGAACGAGGUGGAUCCUCGAACAGUAGAAAUGUAUCGUCAGGGAGCAAAAGUGCAGUGUCGAGCAGUAAAAGUCAAACAUCAAGCAGCCAGAAGAGCAAUAAGACUGAAGCAACAACGAAGUGCAAAGUGGUGUGUGUCAAGUUUGAAGUGGAUGAUGUGGAUGAAGCUUACCUGAAAAAAUUGCUUGGCCAAUUUGGGGCGAUUGUCAAAAUUAUCAUGUUACCUAGAAUGGCUUUUGUGAAUAUGGGAACAGCAGGCCAGGCAGAGGAUAUAGUAAAAUAUUUCUACCAAAACCCUUUGAGGAUCAGAGGAGAACUGAUUGUAUUUACUCUGUCUGCAGCAUUCAAUUUCCUACAGACUUCUCGUGUAGUGAGCUUUUCACCAUUACCUUCUGGUGAUGGCAUACGCUCGGAGUUGACGGCCAUUGCUAAGCGUUUCGGAUCCGUAAAAAAUUCUCUGUUUCUCCCAGGCCGGGGUUAUGUGGAGAUGAGUAGUGCAGAAGAGGCUGACAAAUUGGUGGAGCACUAUUCAACCCAAUCUCUUAAAAUAAAAGGAAAAACCAUUACCGUUUGCUCCUCAACUGAGUACCAGACGCUUGAUACGACGGAUGCUGACGAAGAAAAGUCACCAGUUUCUUAUAGCAGCAGGAAAAGACGGAGGAGUUGCAGCCCAAGGAGGAGAUCCCACAGAGACUCUCCCAGCCCCAAACGAAGAGCCUCUGAAGAGAGGUCCAGGUCUCGCAGGAGUCAAGACUCUAAGAGACGAGAAGAAAGUGGACGCUCACGGGAGAGAACCAAAGAGAGCUCUAGACGGGACAGCUCAUCCAAAUCCCGUUCUAAAAGAAGCUCUCCUUCGAAAGACCAGACGCAAAAAACCAAAACAGAGGAUGGUGUGAAGAAGACCGUUGAAGGCGAUAACAAUCAGUCUGACGUCAAGGCUGAUGAUAGUGAUCUUGAAGGAGUGGCAGUUAUCGCAGAUGAUGGUGAGGCACUGAAUUCAGAAGAUGAGCUCACGGUAGAUGAAGAUGUGGAUGAUGAGGCGCAUCAAACCUCAGAUGAACAGGAACCGGAUGCAUCUGAACAUGGCCAAGCUGUGAACAAGUCAGAUGAUCAUACCAAACUUUCAGACAUGGGCACAUUGAGCAUAAAGCCAGAGAUCUCAGAGUGUGUACCAACUGCUACUACUUCGGAAGGAUCGAGCGAUUGUAAGGAAGCCCAAGAGCUUCAACAAGGAGAGCAAAAAGAGCCUCAAGAAAAGAAAGAAGUGCUUCAACAAGGAGAGCAAAAUGAGCUUCAACAAGGAGAAAAAAGCGAACAACAAGGGGAGCAAAAAGACAAUACAGUGGAGAUGGAGGAGGCGGCAGAUUUUUCAGAGAAUCUAGACAAGGAGGGAGUGUUGACAGGAAAAGAUGAUGAAAUGGAGAUCUCGAUUUCAAGCACUGAGGAACAGUUUGGCAAAGUUCUUGAGGUGGCAGGUUUUCCAGUGGCUAAAAAAUACAGUGAAGCAGAUUUGAUGAAAAUUGGGGAAAAAUACGGAGAAGUGGCAAACUGCUGUCUGGUUCGCAGCAGUCGAAAGGUGGAGAAGGCAUUAAUUGAGAUGGUGAAUGCUGCCGAUGCUGCAAAACUCGAAGCCGAGUGUAAAAAGCAACACAUUAAGCUAGGUGGCAGAAACUUGAGGAUAACCGUGUCAAAGAAAUACAGCCAACUGAACGAGGGGCAAAGUGUUGACGCUGACUCAGAGAAAGUUAAGGAAGAUACUGAAGAGAACAAUAAGGAGCCGUCAAGCACACUGGCUUCCUGUGAGGAGAGUCCAGGAGUGAUGGCUGAGAUCUCUGAAGAAGGUGCCGAGGCUCAGGAAGCAAAGGAAACCAACAUGGACACAAUCGUGCAGACGUCUAGUGAUGAGGAGGAAGGGUAUGGCAGAGUUCUCCGGAUCAGAAACCUUCCAAUGCCUGAUGAGUACACGGAUGCAGAAUUUCUGAACAUCGCAGAACCGUAUGGUAAAGUAGUGCGCCAUUGGAUGUCUCGCCUUCAUCGAACGGGACUGAUUGAAAUGAAAAAUGCCUCUGAUGCUGAAAAGGUUGUAGCUGCGGCCAACAUGAAUAAAAUUACAGUUGCUGGAAUACAUCCCAAGAUUUUAGUGUCUACCAAGCAUGCUCAUUUAAAUAAAAGGGACUUUCUACAUGGACCUAGUGAGGGUUCUGUACACCCAUCUUCUGAUUUCGAGGAGGAAAAUUAUGAAUCUGAGACACAAAACACUAUUUCUGAGCAGCAGGCGUCUGUCCAGACAUCUGUGAAUGUCGAGGAGUCUUCGAAUGAUAAUCAAGAUGACAACUCAAAGGGAGAUGAGAAGCAGGUUUCUGCAGCUGAUGAUGGAAGUGUAACAAAGGUGGAAAAUUCAGACGCUGUGUCAGAGAAGCAAACACCUGUGAUGGAUCCAGUGGGCACAGAGUUCGUUCGGCCCGUGGUGGGUUACUUCUGUAGCUUGUGUAAUACCAUUUAUGCCAGUGAGGAAGAGGCCAAGAACGAACACUGCAGGACCCCAAUGCAUCAUCAAAAGCUGAAGGAGCACAAAGAGCGUUCAACAUAAACCAUGUGAUGAAUCAAGAAAAUCCACAAAUCAUUCGUGGACUCUCACGAUGAUGACAUACUGUAGCUAAUUCACAUCGUAAUAUAUGUUUAGUCGUUAAGAGAUUUAGUACUAAUGCAUUUUUUAUUUUAUUGUUGUUGCAUGUUUGUUCUGUUGUCCUUUUAUUUCAUGAGUGGUUUUAUCUAGUGAUCAAUAGAAAACUUUCAUGUUUUCUUCAAAAAGCAUGUGUUUUCUAGCACUGUACUGUAAAACAGAAUGCCAUAAAAUCAUUCCCGUUCAAAUAAAGACCUGUACAGUUAUCAAA